CGAGCGCUUGUAAAGUGUGCGGUCAUGUCUGGUAGAGGCAAAGGCGGGAAGGGGCUCGGCAAAGGUGGCGCUAAGCGCCACCGCAAAGUGCUGCGCGACAACAUCCAGGGCAUCACUAAGCCGGCCAUCCGGCGCCUGGCUCGUCGUGGCGGCGUGAAGCGCAUUUCGGGGCUCAUCUACGAGGAGACACGCGGUGUACUGAAGGUCUUUCUGGAGAACGUGAUCCGCGACGCUGUCACCUACACGGAGCACGCCAAGAGGAAGACGGUGACCGCGAUGGACGUGGUGUAUGCUUUGAAGCGCCAAGGACGCACUCUCUACGGCUUCGGCGGUUAAGUUCCGGUUGCAAACCGUACGCUGUCAAAACAAAAAGGCUCUUUUAAGAGCCACCCACAAAUUUCACAACGAGAGCUGGUU
Pezoporus flaviventris is the source of this 417-nucleotide messenger RNA. RefSeq names its product histone H4. Gene Ontology annotation, biological process: nucleosome assembly. The coding region runs from base 25 to 336 and encodes 103 amino acids. The record is from RefSeq and is a predicted model, not a curated record. NCBI's taxonomy places the organism in Eukaryota, Metazoa, Chordata, Aves, Psittaciformes, Psittacidae. Gene Ontology annotation, cellular component: nucleosome. Gene Ontology annotation, molecular function: protein heterodimerization activity; structural constituent of chromatin; DNA binding. The transcript has a single exon.